AGGAACAAAAUGUCUGGCAGAGGAAAAGGCGGCAAAGGCAAAACCGGUGGCAAAGCUAGGGCCAAGGCUAAGACCAGGUCGUCCAGGGCUGGACUCCAGUUCCCUGUUGGCCGUGUGCAUAGGCUUCUGCGUAAAGGCAACUAUGCCGAGCGGGUUGGCGCUGGUGCUCCUGUCUACCUUGCUGCCGUGCUCGAGUACCUGACUGCUGAGAUCUUGGAGUUGGCUGGCAAUGCUGCCCGCGACAACAAGAAGACCCGUAUCAUCCCCCGUCACCUGCAGCUGGCCGUCCGCAACGACGAGGAGUUGAACAAACUGCUCGGCGGAGUCACCAUCGCUCAAGGUGGCGUGCUGCCCAACAUCCAAGCUGUUCUGUUGCCCAAGAAGACCGACAAGCCAGCCAAGGCCAAGUAA
Molecule: messenger RNA, 411 nt
Organism: Chanos chanos (milkfish)
Lineage: Eukaryota; Metazoa; Chordata; Actinopteri; Gonorynchiformes; Chanidae
Product: histone H2A-like
Exons: 2
Coding region: 10-411 (133 amino acids)
Cellular component (GO): nucleosome
Molecular function (GO): DNA binding; protein heterodimerization activity; structural constituent of chromatin
Source: RefSeq, a predicted model, not a curated record